AUGGAUAAUUUUCCACCUCCAAUUAUUUCGUCUUCCGAUGAUAACGAUUCCAAUGACGAUUUUAUUUUGUAUACGGUGUUAUCCGCGGCACGAGACGUGGUACGUGAAAGGGGCGAAAGUUCAAACGUCGACAAGAAGCAUAGAAAAUGGAUCAACCGGGAUCGAGAGGCGGCACAUGAACUUUUGUUGGGAUAUGAUAUAACCGCAGACGUAUCAGAUGAGUAUCUGAAAAUGUCUGAGAGGACGGGUGGAGAGUGUACAUAUUUAUUUUGUGAGUAUGUCAUAGAGUUUUACCAUGACAUAUACUUGCGACAUCCGACUAAAAGCGAUGUUGAACAGUUGUAUGCCGCACAUCAAGCGAAACAUGGUUUUCCAGGGAUGCUUGGUAGCAUUGAUUGUACACAUUGGGAGUGGGAAAAUUGUCCCAACGCGUGGCGUGGCCAGUUCACGCGAGGUGAUCAUGGGGUGUCGGUUGUUAUUUUGGAGGCGGUGGUUUCAAAUGACCUAUGGUUUUGGCAUGCAUUAUUUGGUAUGGCCGGGUCAAACAAUGACUUGAAUGUGCUCCAAUCGUCUUCGAUAUUUAACGAUAUUUUACAGGGCAAAGCACCCGAAAUGCCAUAUGUUGUCAAUGGAAAUGAAUACAAAUAUGAGUAUUACCUAGGUGAUGGGAUAUAUCCAGUAUACGCUACAUUUGUCAAGUCAUAUACAUUUCCGGCCGACGAUAAACGGAAAAUGUUCAAGUUAGCACAAGAAUCUGUAAGGAAGAAUGUAGAACGAGCGUUUGGAGUCCUCAAACAAAAGUGA
This is a messenger RNA of Lactuca sativa (garden lettuce), 804 nucleotides long. RefSeq lists its product as uncharacterized. The record is from RefSeq and is a predicted model, not a curated record. Lineage: Eukaryota; Viridiplantae; Streptophyta; Magnoliopsida; Asterales; Asteraceae.